Molecule: messenger RNA, 5496 nt
Organism: Rotaria sp. Silwood2
Lineage: Eukaryota; Metazoa; Rotifera; Eurotatoria; Philodinida; Philodinidae
Source: the annotation of a GenBank genome assembly
AUGAAAAUAACACUAAUAGUGAAUAAUUUUAAAAACGUUUAUUCAGAUUUGAUACUUGUACGAUCAUAUCAGGAACAAAUUGAAUAUAUUUUUUUGGCAAUAUUUACACUUGAAGUUAUAUUAAAAAUUAUUGCAUAUGGUUUAUGUCUUCAUCCAAAUGCUUAUUUAAGAAGUGGUUGGAAUUUACUUGAUUUUAUUAUUGUUGUUGUCGGAUUUUUAAGUGUGAUAUUGGUUCAAUAUAAUGUACAAGGUUUUGAUGUUAAAUCAUUACGAGCAUUUCGUGUGAUUCGACCAUUAAAACUUGUUAAUGGUGUACCAAGUUUACAAAUUGUAUUAAAUUCAAUAUUACGAGCUAUGUUACCAUUAUUACAUAUUGCUCUCUUAGUACUUUUUGUCAUUAUUAUUUACUCUAUUAUUGGCUUGGAAUUAUUUUGUGGAAAAAUGCAUAUGACUUGUUACUAUAAUGGAACAAAUAUAAUGCCACGUACGGAAGAAGUGAGUCCGUGUGGUGAAAAAGGUCGAAAAUGUCCCGAAGGACAAGAAUGUAAAGAUAUUGGUUGGGAAGGUCCAUGGUAUGGAAUUAUCAAUUUUGAUAAUUUUGGUUUGGCUAUGUUAACAGUAUUUCAAUGUAUAACCAUGGAAGGAUGGACAUCAAUAUUAUAUGAAAUGAAUGAUGCAAUUGGACGUGAUUGGGCGUGGAUUUAUUUUGUUUCGUUGAUUAUAAUUGGAUCAUUUUUUGUCAUGAAUCUUGUCUUGGGUGUUUUAAGCGGUGAAUUUUCUAAAGAAAGAGAAAAAGCUAAACAAAGAGGUGAUUUUCAAAAAUUGCGAGAAAUUCAAUUAAUUGAUGAAUCAUUUCGAAAUUAUAUGGCAUGGAUACGAAAAGCUGAAAUUGGUGAUGAUACAAAUGAUAUAAUAGAAAAUGAUGGCAGUCUUGAUGCAUCAGGUGAACCAGUAAAAAAAGAAAGAAAAUUAGAAAACCAUUGUGGAUGGCUGUAUAAAAAAUUACGUUAUUUACGAAGUUUUCAUUCAUAUACUCGACGUCGUAUUCAUGCUAUAGUUAAAUCUCAAGCAUUUUAUUGGAUUGUUAUUGUACUUGUAUUAAUGAAUACAGUUGUAUUAGCAACUGAGUAUUAUGGACAACCUGAUUGGCUGACACAAACACAAGAAAUUGCUAAUCGAUUAUUUGUCUAUUUAUUUUCAUUUGAAAUGCUUCUUAAAAUGUAUUCACUUGGUAUAACUGGUUAUUUUGUAUCAAAUUUCAAUCGUUUUGAUUGUUUUGUUGUUAUUGCAUCAAUUAUUGAAUUUGUUCUUAUUUAUAUUGAAUUUAUGCCAGCAUUAGGUAUAUCGGUGCUUCGUUGUGUACGUUUAUUACGUGUAUUUAAAGUAACACGUUAUUGGACAGCAUUAAGAAAUUUAGUUGCAUCUUUACUUAAUUCAAUGAAAUCAAUUGCAUCUUUACUUUUAUUAUUAUUUUUAUUUAUUGUCAUAUUUGCUUUAUUGGGUAUGCAAAUGUUUGGAGGAAAAUUUGAUCAUAUAUUUCUAGUCGAAGAAAAACCACGAAAUAAUUUUGAUUCAUUUUGGGGUGCACUUAUUACUGUUUUUCAAAUUUUAACCGGUGAAGAUUGGAAUGAAGUGUUAUAUACCGGUAUACGUGCACUUGGUGGUCUUGGUCUUGUUGGUACAGUUGUAUGUUUUUAUUUUAUUAUUCUAUUUAUUUGUGGUAAUUAUAUAUUAUUGAAUGUUUUUUUGGCUAUCGCUGUUGAUAAUUUGGCUGAUGCAGAAAAUUUAACAGCAGCUGAAGAAGAAGAACAGAAAAAACGUGCUCAAGCUAAAUUUAGUGAAGAUAUGCAAUUAAAUGGAAAUGUUAAAGCAACAGAUCAAACUAUUAAUGGACAAAUUAAUAUUGAUGAAAAAUUAAAUGAUAGAACUACUGAUAAUUUAUUAGAUCAAGAACAUGAUAUUAAACCAGAGCACACUGAUGAUGAAAUUGAAGAAGAAAGUUUAAAUAAAGAUCAAACUACUGAACACUAUUAUGGAGAACGACAAACAGCUAGACCACGUCGUUUAUCUGAAUUAAAUAUUGUUUCAAAAGUUAAACCAAUUCCACCAUAUUCAUCAUUGUUUUUAUUUACACAUACAGCCAAAUUUCGUAUAAUUUGCCAUCGUAUUUGUAAUCAUCGAACAUUUGGAUAUGUUGUACUUGUUUGUAUUUUAUUUUCAAGUAUUUCACUUGGUGCAGAAGAUCCAAUUGAUUCAUAUUCAUUUCGAAAUAAGAUUCUCAAUACGGCUGAUUAUUUUUUUGCAGUCAUUUUUAUUAUUGAAAUUUUUUUAAAAAUUAUUUCUUAUGGUUUAAUUCUUCAUCCAGGUUCAUUUUGUCGAAAUCGUUUUAAUAUUCUCGAUCUUGUUGUUGUAUCAGUUUCAUUAACAUCAAUGGUAAUAAAAGAUCGUGCAAUGUCAGUUGUUAAAAUUCUUCGAGUACUUCGUGUACUUCGUCCAUUACGUGCUAUAAAUCGUGCAAAAGGUCUAAAACAUGUUGUACAAUGUGUUGUUGUUGCAAUAAAAACAAUUGGAAAUAUAAUGCUUGUAACAUUUCUAUUACAAUUUAUGUUUGCUUGUAUGGGUGUACAACUUUUUAAAGGAACUUUUUAUUCAUGUAAUGAUAAAUCAAUGUUAAAUAGAGAAGAUUGCAGAGGAUAUUAUUUAAAAAUUGAAGAUAAUCAAAUCUAUAAAGAAUCUAGAAAAUGGGAAAAUUCAAAAUUUCAUUUUGAUAAUGUACCUCAAGCAUUACUAACAUUAUUUACUGUUGCAACAUUUGAAGGAUGGCCAACUCUUUUGCAUACGGCUAUUGAUUCGAAAGCUGAAGGCGAAGGACCAAUUUACAAUUAUCGACCAUUUGUUGCUCCAUUUUUCAUCGCAUUUAUCAUUGUCAUUGCUUUUUUUAUGGUAAAUAUAUUCGUUGGUUUUGUCAUCGUUACAUUUCAAAAUGAAGGUGAACAAGAAUAUCGAAAUUGUGAAUUGGAUAAAAAUCAACGUAAAUGUAUUGAAUUUGCUCUCAAAGCAAGACCUAUAAAACGGUAUAUACCAAUUAAAAAAGUUCAAUUAAAAAUCUGGUGGUUUGUCACAUCACCACCAUUUGAAUAUGCUAUUUUUUCAUUAAUUAUGAUCAAUACAGUUGUACUUGCUAUGAAAUAUAAUAAACAACCUGAUAAUUAUUCUAAAGCUCUUGAUUAUUUAAAUAUUGUAUUUACAGCGAUAUUUGCUCUUGAAUUUGUUCUUAAAAUGGCUGCAUUCCACUUCAGGAAUUAUUUCAGUGAUCCAUCGAAUUGUUGUGAUUUUGUUAUUGUUGUUGGUAGUUUAAUUGAUAUUCUCUAUACUGAUAUAAUAGCACCUGGUACAAAUGUUAUUAGCAUAAAUUUUUUUCGUUUAUUUCGUGUUAUGCGUUUGGUAAAAGUAUUAAGUCGUGGAGAAGGUAUUCGAACAUUACUUUGGACAUUUAUUAAAUCAUUUCAAGCAUUACCUUAUGUUGCUUUACUUAUUGCAAUGCUAUUUUUCAUCUAUGCUGUCAUCGGCAUGCAGAUGUUUGGUAAAAUAGCAUUGGAUGAUGAAACAGAAAUUAAUGUUAAUAAUAAUUUUCAAACAUUUUUUAAUUCAUUACUUGUUCUUUUUCGUUCGGCAACAGGUGAAGCAUGGCAAGAAAUUAUGUAUGCUUGUGGACCAAGUGCAAAGCCAAAAUGUGAUGAUCGAUCACGUUCAUUUAAAAAUGAAAAUUGUGGAAAUUAUUUUGCAAUUCCAUACUUUCUAUCAUUCUAUAUAUUAUGUUCAUUCUUGAUUAUCAAUUUAUUUGUUGCUGUUAUAAUGGAUAAUUUUGAUUAUUUAACACGUGAUUGGUCUAUACUUGGUCCUCAUCAUCUCGAUGAAUUUGUUCGUCUUUGGUCCGAAUAUGAUCCUGAAGCCAAAGGACGUAUCAAACAUCUCGAUGUUAUUACAUUGUUGAGAAAAAUUUCACCACCACUCGGUUUCGGCAAGCUGUGUCCGCACAGAGUGGCAUGCAAGAAAUUGGUAUCUAUGAAUAUGCCAUUAAAUCAAGAUGGUACUGUUAUGUUCAAUGCUACUCUUUUUGCCUUAAUUCGUACAUCAUUAAAAAUAAAAACUGAAGGUAAUAUUGAUCAAGCUAAUGAAGAAUUACGUGCUGUUAUACGUAAAAUAUGGAAACGAACACCACAAAAAUUACUUGAUCAAAUAGUUCCACCACCGGGUUCUGAAGAUGAUGUAACAGUUGGAAAAUUUUAUGCAACAUUUCUUAUUCAAGAUUAUUUUCGACGCUUUAAAAAACGUAAAGAACAAGCAGCUAAACAAAUUCAAUUAGGUUUUUCUGGUGCAAGUAAAAAUUCAGUUGCAUUACAAGCUGGUUUACGACAAUUACAUGAUUUGGGGCCUGAAAUUAGACGUGCUAUAUCUGGAGAUUUAGAUGAUGAAGAAACAUUUAAUCGAUUUUGGCGUGAAGAAGAACCACAACAUCGUCGAGAACAUUCAUUAUUCGGUACAAUGCUUGAUGCAUUUUCACGUGCAAUACGUAAACCACAACAAACAAUGGAUUCUGUACCUGAUUUAAGAAGUCCACAAAUGCCACCACCUGGUACUCGUCUUCGACGUGAUCCUGAUGGACCUGUAUCAUUGAAUUUGGAUACUGAUGUUAAUUUUCAUGUUCCAUCACCAUUUCGAGUUGGAGCUAUAUCAGCUGAUCGACGUGGUAUUGAACCAGAUACAUAUAUAUUUCAAGUACCUGAACAUGAAGAAGGUCCAUUAGGACCAUUAAGAUUAAAUGAUCGUCGUGGAAAUAUUCGAAAAGAAAAUAGUUUUCAAUUUCGUGAACAAUCUGAAAUAUCAGAUAAUAAGAGUCCAAGUCUAAAUAAUAGUUCAAUAAAAAAUCGUCGUCAUUCUGUAUUAACACGUCUAUUUGCACGACGUAAAAAUGAUAGUCAAGAAUCAACAUUAGUUAAAGGUUCAACUACUAGUACGGAUGAUUCUAAUCAACCUCGAACAUCAACGGUUAAUCGUGGAUUAAUUGUUGAAAAUGGUGAUACAAUACGAACAAGAGCAAUUAAUUUAACUGGGUCUCAACAGAUUCAUAUGGCAACAUAUCCUUCGGGGACAUCUACAUUCUCAUAUAAUGAAAAUCAACAACCACAAGCUUUAAGACCUUGUUCAAAGCAAAUAGAAACAAAAGACAAUGUCGAAGAAUUAGUUAAUGCCUGUCUUGAUACAUCAGGUAUUGAUCGUCGUUAUAGCGCAAUAAUAUUAGAAGAACUACGUGAUUGUACAAAUUUAACACAUGAUCAAAUGAGACAAGCUGCACAUGAAAUAACAACAACACUUGGUUCACAAUCCCCUCAAUAUGCAUCAUUUACAUCAUCAACAUAUGAUUCAGUUGCUACACGUGUACCAUCAUCAGAUGAACUAAUUUUUGAUUCAUCGACUCACUUUGCUAACGUGUGA